Messenger RNA from Malania oleifera, 3808 nucleotides. RefSeq lists its product as uncharacterized. Lineage: Eukaryota; Viridiplantae; Streptophyta; Magnoliopsida; Santalales; Ximeniaceae. Gene Ontology annotation, cellular component: sno(s)RNA-containing ribonucleoprotein complex. The transcript is spliced from 3 exons. Gene Ontology annotation, biological process: box H/ACA snoRNP assembly; pseudouridine synthesis; ribosome biogenesis. The record is from RefSeq and is a predicted model, not a curated record. Bases 752 to 3709 code for a protein of 985 amino acids. Gene Ontology annotation, molecular function: RNA binding.
AAACAUUUUUCUUUAAACCCUAGGACUAGGUACAGAAGACUCAAGCCUCCGCUCAGUCCCCUACACUCUCUGCUCACUCUCCUCUACCAAACUCCAGUGCUGCCUCCACUCUCUCUCUCUCUCUCUCUCAAUCUCCUCUUCUGGUUGCAGGACCAAGAAGGGUUUGAGCCUCUCCAGUCUCGGCGCUCACCUCGCCUUACCGGCGUCACCGAGUCACCGCGCUGCCUCUCGCCUCUCCACAUCUACGCGCUGCCUCCAGGCCUCCGCAUUGUUGAAUGCCCUCCAAGUUCUGCCAAUCUGCCCUCUUUGUUUGUGAAUCUUGACAUGAGUUUUUGUGAAUCCUCCAGCCCUGAACUUUGAGUUUUCUUUACUCCAUUUGCAAAUCCCCAGAGGAGCAAUCCGCCCUGUGGUUUCUUGCUUUAGAUUUUUGAUACUCGCAGAACUGCUUGAUUGUUUCGUCGGGACUUGGCUGGGGAGUGAUGCUGGUUCUCGGUGCCUGGGUGGAUCAGGAUGGGUAAUAGGGCGUGUACUCGGGUUUGGGCAACACUGCACUCCCUGCCAGAUUCUUGUAGCCCAGCUGGGGGUACCAAUCUGGUCUGUGUAACUGUAUUUGCUUCGUGUGAACCUAAAUAUCAAACUAUCUUAAAUCGUGUUCCGUGUGCUGGUGGGUCUAUUUUCACAACAUUGGUGAAACCCUACACUGUUAGGGCCGUUCCCGUCUACACUAAAACCCUAGAUUUCUGGCCUGGAGAUGGUGGGGUUUGUUUUUGAUCCCUCCAACGAAGAACACGACCAACCUCCAAAACUUAAGAGCUCAAACGACCCUCUUAACCCCUCCGUGUUUGAAAUUGACGAUUUUUCUUCAUCGCUAGCCGAUUCUUUUCUGGAUUUUGAUCCGAUAGAGGAUUUGCUUGAAGAAUUCCCUGACCUGAAUAAGAUUGGCUCGGAAAAAUUCGACCUUGGGGCUUUUGAGAAGCAUUUUGAAAUGAAUGGCAAGGAAAUGACUGCUAUAGAAGGCUGCGUUCAAGACCAAGCCAGUCGUGCAGUUUUGGUGGAAGAAGGGUCUUGUACAGAAAGCGGUUUUCAGGGUCCUGUUGUCACUGAGACUCUUCCUAAGGUGAAGAUUGAAGAAGGGUUAUGCAGAGAGAGCAAUGCUUUUGGUGGUUUAAGUUGUAUGGUGCAGAUGAAAGAUGGGUUGCCUGUUGAGGGCCAAACUCUCUCUGGGUCAAGCUCUGGGUGUGGUAAAGAAAGCUGCCUUGAGGGACUAAUUGUAGAUGGGUCUGACAAAUUGCGGAAAUUGGAUUGUCCUACUGAGGAAGAGAUGGGCAAGAUUAGUUUGGUUGAGGCAUCAGAUGAUUUUGUGGCUGUUUAUGGGGAUGGGAUGAAUGACAAGGAAAUGACUGCUAUAGAACGCUGUGUUCAAGACCAAGCCAUUGAUGUGACUGGUCGGGCAGCUAUAAUGGAAGAUGGGUCUUGUACAGAAAGCGGUUUUCUGGGUCCUGUUGUCAGUGAGACUCUUCCUAAGGUGAAGAUUGAAGAAGGGUUAUGCAGAGAGAGCUAUGCUGAGGACCCAACUUUUGGUGGUUUAAGUUGUAUGGUGCAGAUGAAAGAUGGGUUUCAUGGGGAAAGCCUUGUUGAGGGCCAAACUCUCUCUGGGUCAAGCUCUGGGUGUGGUAAAGAAAGCUGCCUUGAGGGGCUAAUUGUAGAUGGGUCUGACAAAUUGCAGAAAGUGGAUUGUCCUACUGAGGAAGAGAUGGGCAAGAUUAGUUUGGCAGAGGCAUCAGAUGAUUUUGUGGCUGUUCAUGGGGAUGGGAUGAAGAGGGGUGAAAUAUUGGGUGGCAAUGAUGCAAACAAGAGUAACUCAGAGUCUGAGGAUUCCAGUUCAUCGCCACUGUCAUCAUCUUCAUCAUCCUCGAGUGGUGGUGGUGAUUAUGAUGGGGAGGAGGGGGUGGUAAGCAUGAAGAGAGAGGUAAUUAUGGAAGGAGACGUUGAGGAAGGUGAGAUAAGGGAUUCUGAAGUGGAGGAAAUGGUUGAGUGGAGUGAGGAAGAUGAGGCGGAUGUGGAUGAUGGUGGUGGGGGUGGCAACAUUAUGAGAGGACCUCUUAUGUACAAGAAUGAGCUGAAGGUUCUUCCACCAGUUCCUCCAGUGAAAGUCACCUUGCAACCGCAUCAUCAAACCCUGCCUGUGGGAGUUGUUCUUUCAAUCAUUGGUGCCCAAGUCAUUGUAGAAGGUGUGGAGAAGCACAACCCUCUUAAUGAGGGUUCAAUCCUCUGGAUUACAGAGACCAGAUCCCCCUUAGGUCUUGUAGAUGAAAUUUUUGGGCCUGUCAAACAUCCUUAUUAUGUGGUGAGAUACAAUUCUGAGAAUAAAGUCCCUUGUGGGAUCCACGAAGGGACUUCGAUAUCUUUUGUUUCGGAGUUUGUGAACCAUGUGCUCCAUGACAGCAAUCUUUACAAGAAAGGUUAUGAUGCAUCUGGUGAAAAUGAUGAAGAGGUGUCUGAUCUGGAGUUUUCAGAUGAUGAAAAGGAGGCUGAGUACAGGAGAGCGCUGAAAAUGACUAAGAGGGACUUGAAUGAUAAGAAACUUGGGAAACAGAAUAAAAACAGAAAGAAGGUUAAAAAUAGGGGUGGGGCUCGAGAGCAGAGUCAAUCUUUGGUCCCAGAACAAGCAGCGUAUAUGAAUCAACUUCCUCCCAAUCAAAACCAGCAUCAUGCUGCAGCUGUUUCCGCACCACUUAAUCAGGGUAAUUGCUCGCGUUCUAUUGGUAGCAUGGGACCAACUUUUUCUGGUGGGAUGGGAUCAAUCCCAUCAUUUCCGGAGCUCACUCAGGCCUCUGGUUUCACUGCGCCAAAUGGAUUUUGGGCAAAUGAGUCAUCAUAUCAGCAGCAGACCACAGUGUUUCAUAAUGGAUCUCUGCCAUGCAAUAUGGUGUUCUCACAACAUAAUCAACAUCCUAAUCAAGUGCCUUUGCUGAACAGAAUGCCUUUUCAGCGGCCUUUUGAACAGACGGUACCUAAUGUUUUCUUGCAGUAUGUGCAGCCAAAUUUUCUUGUUGGAUCUGUAAAUGCACCUUGUCCUGGGUUUGUGGGUGAAAGUGGUUUCAAUAAUACACCAAUUGGGAUUGGUCAACAUAACCAACAUGCUCAGAGGCCUACACCAAUUGGGAUAGGUCAACAUGGCCAACAUGCUCAGACGCCUACACCAAUUGGAAUAGGUAUUGGUCAACAUGACCAACAUGCUCAGAGGCCUACACCAAUUGGGAUAGGUCAACAUGGCCAACAUGCUCAGACGCCUACACCAAUUGGAAUAGGUCAACAUGGCCAACAUGCUCAGAUGCCUACACCAAUUGGGAUAGGUCAACAUGGCCAAAAUGCUCAGACGCUUACACCAAUUGGGAUAGGUCUACAUGGUCAACUUGCUCAGCCAAUUGGUAUUGGUCUACAAGGCCAACUUGCUCAGCCACCUAUGCCAUUUGGGAUGGGUCUACAUGGCCAACUUGCUCAGCCACCUGCAAAUGCAGGAGAACCAGGAAUUCUGUCAAAUAGGUUGAACAUGGAACAUAGUUCUAGUCAGCUGCCACCUGCUGUUAUUCAAGGCAACAUUCAAGGUUCCCAGAAAUUUAAUGUCGGAGCUGCUUCUGGAAAGAAACCAUAUGGCCGAGGGGGCCGUUGUUUCCAAAGUGGGAGAGUUAGACAACAGUCAAAGUAAUGGAUGUUAGGUUGCUUGCUUUUGUAAGGUUGGAAUUUUAUGUAUGGGGUUGCCCUUAACAUUUUUGAAUUAAAUGCCAAUGUUGUUUACCUUUCAUCA